Molecule: messenger RNA, 5628 nt
Organism: Penicillium angulare
Lineage: Eukaryota; Fungi; Ascomycota; Eurotiomycetes; Eurotiales; Aspergillaceae
Product: dopey family protein
Exons: 6
Coding region: 1-5628 (1875 amino acids)
Biological process (GO): Golgi to endosome transport
Cellular component (GO): endosome; trans-Golgi network
Source: RefSeq, a predicted model, not a curated record
AUGAGCCUUGAUCCCAGUGCCUUUCCGAGGUCAAACUCCCCCGCAAGCUCCGAGAGCUCCUUGACACGCACGCGUUUGCAGGGAAAAGAAGGAUCCGUCAAAAAAGACAAAAGUUAUCGCCGUUAUGCGUCGAGCGUUGAACGAGCCUUAUCACUAUUCGACAAUGCCUUACAAGAAUGGGCCGACUACAUAUCCUUUCUCAGUCGCCUUUUGAAGGCACUUCAAACCCAUCCACCAGAUCAACCUGUUGUUCCUCAUAAAGUUCUCGUCUCGAAGCGACUUGCUCAAUGUUUGAACCCAUCAUUGCCGUCUGGUGUUCACCAGAAGGCUCUUGAAGUAUAUACCUACAUAUUUGGGCUGAUUAAACUCGAUGGGCUAUCGCACGACUUGCCCUUGUACCUACCUGGCCUUGCGCCCACCUUGACAUUCGCUUCCCUUACAGUCCGCCCUCUCUUUCUUUCCUUGGUGGAAGGUUAUAUCGUCGAUUUGGAACCACGAGCUCUUCGGCCAGCCUUGAAAGCUAUUAUCCUGGCCUUGCUCCCGGGACUAGAAGAAGAGACGAGUGACGAUUUCGAACCGACACUCCGUAUCAUCAAUAAGCUUCGCGAAGUAGGAGGAAGGCUGGAGACACAGAAAACAUCUGAAGCUGGGGCCUCUGGGCAAUACUUUUGGCAAUGCCUGUUUCUCGCAUCUAUCACGAACCCAAGCAGACGUCUUGGUGUACUAGCUUAUUUGAAUCGCUACCUGCCUAGGUUAGGCAUUGCAGGCCGUCGCCAGAGCACGGCCGAGACUGGGGAUGUGAAGGAUAUUCCACCUGAGAUGUUAGCCGCGGCUGACUCUGUGAUCCUCCCAGAGCCGGGCCUGUUGAUUCGAUGCUUUGCAUCGGGCCUGUCUGAUGAACAGAUUUUGGUUCAACGAAAUUUCCUUGAUCUUUUGGUAACACACCUGCCACUCAACUCGCCGAUUCUCCAGUCACGAAUCACGGAUGCUGAUCUUGAAACUUUAAUCGUUGCGGCCGUGGGCGUGGUCACUCGACGAGAGAUGGGCUUGAAUCGGCGACUGUGGGCAUGGUUCCUUGGCCCCGAGCCUAACAAUGACCGGGAGCGUUCUUCCACUGAUGGUAGAAAGUUCUCCUCUGAAACUACACACUCGGCCUCUACAGAUGCCAAGGAGCUUUCACAAUCGCAGUAUUUCAGUCGGGUCGGCUUGCAACCACUGGUAAAUGGACUUCUCAAGAUGAUUACUCGAGGCUCUCAAAUUCCGUCCGAAAGAACGAAGCCUUUCCGAAUCUCACUUUCCUUGAUGGACCGUUGGGAAAUUGGCGGUUACAUUGUCCCUGCAGUGUUUCUCCCCACAAUUCGCAGUGUUCAGAUGUUUGAGGAACAGACUUCUAGGAAUAAUUACGAGGAAGUUUUUCGCAGUGCUAGUGCCUUCUUUGACGGUGUCGAAAGCAGCGUAAUUUUUUCUGAGAUAUUGGGCCUAGUUGAUUUUCGCUCUAUCGAUACCGAGAAAGAUCCAGAACUGGUUUUGCGUAACCUCGAUCUUGCGCGAUUCAUCAUCGGAAACUUCAAUGUCCGAGAGGAGGACAUGCUUCAGGUUCACGUUCCUCUAUUGACACUUUCGGUCCUCGUACGGAUGCGAGAAAUAUCUUUGUAUAAGCCUUCAUCGGGAGCAAUUGUGGAUAAAAGAUCCCUAACUACGGCUUUGAGCAGUGUGCUGAAGUCUUUAAGCCCGUUGCUUACAGAAAGAUCUUUCUCGCGAAAGACAGGCCAGGAGAAAGUGGCCACCGACGCGAAAUCCGGCGAUCGGGACGUUUUGAAUAAGAUUCACAGUUUUUAUGAAAACAGCAAAAACAGCCUUGAUCUCCCUCCUCUUCCAUUUGGUCCUAAGCAACUCAGCGAAAUGAUCAUUCGUGAAGCUCAUGACUUGGCCGUUGAAGCACUGGAAAAUGACAAUGGCGCCCCAUGUCUUCAUGAAAAGGUCGAUAUCCUUGUAACACUGCUCAUGAAACUCCCCAAAUCUCGAGUUCUUCGUGACAAGCGGUUUUAUGGGGCUUUAUCACGAAGGUUAGCCAAGGGAGAAAAUAAAUUGACAACAACAGCGUUUUCAGUUAUCUCUACGAUAACCUCUGCGUUGACAAAUGUAUUUGCCAUCCAUAGUCUGGGAUUUUAUAUCAACUAUGAGGAUGCGUGUGGCCUGGUACCAAGUCUGGUUGAACAGCUCUGGCAAUAUUUGUCACCACUGAGCCCCAAAUUUCAUGUUGAAGCUGUUCGGUGUCUAUGGUUGCUUCACUCAAUAUCAUGGGUUGAUCAUCUGGUUGAAGCAUCUAUAACAUCUUUGAUGAUUAGCUCAUCAACGACAAGCUCUCAUCAUCUCUCAUCAGAAGAGCAAGCUGAAAGAUUCUAUGUGUUAUGGAACCACAGCCACCACAGCAUGCACGAGCAACCUCCAAAGCAAAUCUUUGAUGUUGGAGGAAGCUUGAUUUCUUAUCAAUGCUCGGUGCUUGAACGCCCACUUUUCAUUGUCCUUGACCUCCUCUCUCAGGAGCCUAGCGAUGUCUCCCAGAGUGUUCAACAGUGGCUCCAAGAACUCCAUUCCAUUCAUAGGAUAUUCCAUGUCAUUCUAUUAAAACUUGAGGAACUAUUUGAGCGUGACACUCCUAGUUCCGUUGCUGGAGACAAUCUGUCAAUUGCUCCAGAUGAUUACAAAGAGUGUAACUAUUUGUUGCGAACGGCAUCAAAUGUGAUCUCGUCUCUUUCUCAUGGGGGCUGGAUCACGUUUCUCAAUUAUACACUGGGACAGAACGAGAAGCGCUCAGAGGCGCCUAAGUCCGAAGGUAUUCCUCGUUCCGGCUACUCAUCGAAAUUAUUCAUUAACUCGAUCCUUCAAACAGACAAUGUUGAUUCAAAGAGCUUCCACGCAACCAUAUUCGAGGCUUGCCACAAAAUAAUCGACGACAAGAGUUCAAUGGCGACCCAAGACAGCCGGGAAGGAGAGAGAUUGCAAAAUGAUGCACUUCAUCUCAUGCGACAGCUCCUUCUUGGACCCGGCGCGGAGAAUCUGGUGGAAUCUGGAAUUGACGAUUUCCUCGUGGAUCGCCUUCUCAUCGCAGCAGAUGAAGGUGGUAGUAUUGCAGUGCAAUCGGCCCUCAUCGACACCCUUCUUGCAGCUUUGAAGGUUCGAUUCGCCCAGGCCUAUGCACCUCCACCACCCCCCAGACCCAAGCACCAACGGGCAAGCUCUCGUGACCGCUUGACAAGUCCUUCUAUAUUAUCUUUUACCAGUGAUAAGGGUGACAGAGGCCAACCCUCGGUACAAUUCCCUCGGCCCCCAGAGCGUCUUUUAGACUGUUUGCUCAAGGGUAUCAGCUCAACGAAAUCACAUGAAAUAGUAGACCGAUGGAUCGGAUUACUUAGCGAAGUUCUUCCACUCUACUCGGGCUCUCUUUUUCAAAUUCUUCUCAUGCUGGUUGAAUGCCUUUGUAGGGAGACAAAAGCAGCUUUUGGAAGGCUCCAGCGUGGGUUUCAGCAAACAGAAGAUUGGCCACGAGACCGCUCAGAAUAUGCCACCAUUGCUUUGCUUACUGGCCUUGAAACGUGUAUUGCCAAUGCGCAUGAACGACUUCUCGUAGAGGAGUCAAACAUUCCGGCCGCAAAAAGCCCGGACCAGCCUCAAGGCUUUUUCGGUAACAUGGUGUCUGGUGUUUUUAACUCUGAUGGUAAUCAAGGCCGUUCUAACACCGCAAAUGAUCGCUUAACCGUUCUCUUGUGCUUUCAAGACGCCGUUCGCCUUUGUUUCUCUAUUUGGGCAUGGGGCGCAGGCGACCGAGUCGGUCCUUCUCCGGAUUUUGCGUCUAUGGCAUCCUUCCAAUAUACUUCAUUGCGAAUGAGAAAUCGGUCAAGACGCAUUCUUGAACAUUUCUUUACUGCCGAGGCACUAGAAUGUCUUGAAACUCUAGUUGAAAUGUGGACCAAAUCUGACACGGAUAGUGCAACACUUAUUUUCAGCCUUCUGCAUACUCUUGAUGGAUCGAGUCCCAAGAUCACGAUUCCCGCCGUGUUCAAUGCAAUUUACACCCGGACAAAUCCCGGCGCACUUGAUGCUAAUCGCAAAUCAUCCCUUACAACUAGUCUUUCUGAAUCGGAGCUUGCGAGCUUCUUGGUCGCAUACGCCCGUUCUUUGGACGAUGAUGCCCUGGACGAAAUAUGGACUGACUGCACAACAUUCCUGCGAGAUGUACUUAGCAACCCCUUUCCACAUCGUCAAAUUCUUCCACGACUUAUUGAAUUUGCUGCUAUUCUGGGAGUGAAGCUUGAGAACACGACGUUUGGUGAAGACCGUCGUAUGCGUAAAGAACUCGGGGAUGUCGUUCUUCGCCUGCUCACUGCUGUCUUCACAAGCAAGCCACUUGGGUUGAACCAAGACGCUGGUUCUCUAGCGAGAUCUUCUAUAGAUUAUGACCGUACAGCAGUGUCCCAUACUGGACCCGAUGAUAUGUUGAGUAUUCUCGCAGUAUCUAUGCCAUCCUUUAUCACAACCUUGGGUGACUCAGACCGCAUCAACACCGCAAUCAGUGGUGUGUCAACAAAUGUCGUCGGUCCUCUCAUUCGAUCUCGACUAUUCCCCAAUAAUCUCAACUGCAAUGUGAUGGUUCUACUACAACAAAUGGCCAAGGUCCCUGCAGCUGCGAAGGUCUGGAAAAAGGACAUUGCUGAUGCGUUCAACGACCCCCGCUUCUUUGGAUUGCAAGUUGAUCUCAUCAAAGGGAAUUGGAUGGAUCUUUUGCGUCAAUGGGCCCUCGUUGAUAAGGAAAGGCUAGCAGAGCUUCUCACUCGAAUGCCACCACCGAGCACAGCAGGUAUCAUGUUUGGCGUGGGAGCCUCUGCAGCGCGGUUAGAAGCGGAUCGCAAGACGCAACUCAACCUGCGGCGCGUAGCGGUGCUUCUUCUUUCUGCGAAUACCGAUUACUUUGUAGGCGAAUUGCCAGCCCUACGUCAAAAGCUAGAGGAUCUUCUAGCCGCUACUAGUUCCUCUUCGCCGUCAUCCGCAACGCGGGCAGAGAUAUUUAUGGUUCUGCGGGCCCUUGCGCUUAAAACCUCACCUUCGACCAUGGCGCCUUUCUGGCCUUUAGUUAACUCCGAAUUGCAGGAAGCUCUCUCUGCUGUUCCACGCGGCUCGCAGUCAGAAGUGUACGGUCCUUACUCGCUCCUUCAGGCAUGCAAGCUGCUGGAUGUCCUUCUAGUCACCGCUCCAGAUGACUUCCAGCUUCUGGAAUGGCUGUUUGUGACCGAUACCAUCGACGCAGUUUAUCCUCCUGGCCAAUGGGAACCAGUUGCCCUGGCUGAUGAGGUUGCCCAGAGCUUCGGACGUCACGAUAUUCUCUCCCCAUCUGUUUCCAAUGAGCCUGUCGAGCCCGCAGCGCGUGGUCUCAGACGCCCUUGGCUUAUCUCAGAUCACAUUCGAGAGACGGCCAAAGAUGAGAUUGUUGAGCGAGUUUUACGACCGUUCUUCGAGCGACUUAGCAUCUAUGUCUUUGAGAGCACAUAUCGUAUGGAAAGCGCAGACUUGGGCAUUUGUCGGGACGAUUUGCUGGCGGACUUGUUCAAUGAGAGUACGAUGGCGAACUGA